Molecule: messenger RNA, 9781 nt
Organism: Anthonomus grandis grandis
Lineage: Eukaryota; Metazoa; Arthropoda; Insecta; Coleoptera; Curculionidae
Product: dystrophin
Exons: 10
Coding region: 311-3193 (960 amino acids)
Biological process (GO): synaptic signaling
Cellular component (GO): plasma membrane
Molecular function (GO): protein binding; zinc ion binding
Source: RefSeq, a predicted model, not a curated record
GUUUAUUUUUAUUUUGGGUUUGGCUGUGUUUUUAUUAAAUUACCGUAAAAUUAUGGGUUUAUGUAAUUUCGGUGUCAGUUAUAAAUUGCAAAGGUUAGAUUAAGCUUUGGGGCUUAUUAUCAAUGAAAAACGAUGGUCCACCACUAUAUGUUCAGUCUAAAAAAUCGAAAUAUCCGGGUUACAUGCGCGGUCAUUACCCCUUUGCCUCUUCACAUUGAUUUCUGAUUUUUUUCUGAAAGUAUGACCUUUUGAGGUAUAGUUGCUAAAUUUUAUAAAAAUAGAGGGUUUGGGUACAUAAGAAUCGUCUACAAUGCAGAAGAAGGACGAGGUGUUUGACCAGAAAAAAAUGGAACUAGAGAUUUAUCUCCAGAGGAUGGAGUCGAGAAUUGCCAGCAUGGCUCCUGUGGGUCACACCGCAGAUGUCCUGGAGCUACAACUAAGGGAACAGAAAACUUUACAUGCAGAACUCCAUCAAUUCAAGUCUCAAAUCGAGGCAUUCCAGCAACUCACUCAGAGGCUCAUUACCGCCCACCAACAUGAGGACACCACUAGAUUUAAAAAGGCAGCAGAGUACAUCAACCAACAUUACCUUCAACUGGACGCUUGCGUUAUUAAUCGCGGAAAACUCCUUCACUCUGCGCUAAGUUCUCUUCAGAACUUUGACCGGUCGCUAGACAAAUUUCUUGCGUGGCUCAGUGAGGUUGAAUCGGUGGUGGAAUCUCUGGAAGGCGACACAGAGUCUCGUCGAGCCGCCCACCAACUUAAAGAAAUACAAGCCGACGUAGAGCGUCAGAGUUCAACGCACGCACAACUGAGACAAAGCAAUUUAGCUUUGUUGGGUACUUUAGCCCCUGAGGACGCUCUUAUGGUGCAAUUGAGAGGAGAUGAAAUGGAAAGGCGAUGGCAGGCUUUAAAAACUCGGACAGCCGAUUUGAGGAACCGCUUAGAGCACAACGCGGAUUACUGGAACACAGUCUUGUUAUCUUUAAGGGAAUUAACGGAGUGGGUGAUAAGAAAAGACACUGAAUUGGGUUUGGCUGCGAGGCAGGAUGACCAUAGGGCCUUUAGGCAGCAAUUGGAAGACAAACGGCCCCUGGUGGAGGCCAGUUUGCGCAGCGCGCGUCAGUUCGUGGCUGGCGAUCCCUCUGGUGAGCUAGCCCGAAAUCUUAGGAGGGAACUGGUUAAGCUAUCUGACAAGUGGAAUGCUCUCAUAGACAAAUCUGAUAAGUUGACAGUGAAAUUUGAGCAAAAUUCCAUUAAGCUAAAGCAGCUGACUAGUAGCUUAGAUGAGGCCUGCACGGCAGUUUCUCGUUUGGAGAGAGCUACGUUAACAUGGAGCGGGCCUCGCAGUGCUGCCGAAGCCAGAGAGUUGUUGAAUAACUUGAGGAUUUUGGAGCAGCAGCUGCCACCUUUGCAGAGAUCUCUAGAAGAAGCGAGAAUUCAAGCAAACGCUCUCGGGAACUCUCUUCCUAAUAACUUGGCGGGACAAUUGGAGGAUUGCGGUGCGAGAUGCCGGGCAUUACACGCGGCUAUAAGGGAACGGCGUGAAGUGCUCACCUGCAGUUCUCAAGGAGAAAUCUCUCCUGGUCCCUCGAGUGUGCAACCGCCCUGGGAACGAGCGACUACACCGAUGAAAGUUCCUUACUAUAUUAAUCACAGCACCGAAACUACUCACUGGGAUCAUCCUCAGAUGUUGGAGCUGGCCGCUUGUUUGCUACAACUGAACGAGGUGAGAUUUUCGGCUUAUAGGACGGCACUGAAGUUGAGGGCCAUACAGAAGAAACUUUGUUUGGACUUGGUGGGACUCAAUACGGUGUCUGAGGCUUUCGAUUUGCACGGACUUAGAGCGCAGAAUGAUAAGAUUUUGGAUGUGGCAGACAUGGUGCUCGUUCUACGAGCAAUAUACGGCAACAUCGCCAAUCAAGAGCCAAAUUUAAUCGACGUACCCCUCUGCGUCGAUUUGGCAUUAAAUUGGCUCCUAAACGUCUACGACAGCCAACGUACCGGCCAAAUUAGGGUGCUCAGCUUCAAAGUGGGCCUGACGAUUCUCUCCAAGGGCCAUUUGGAAGAAAAGUACCGUUAUCUGUUCAGAUUGAUCGCCGAUCCGGAGCAAAAAGCGGAUCAAAGGAAACUGGGACUGUUACUGCACGAUGUCCUUCAGGUACCGCGACAACUCGGCGAAGUUGCCGCUUUUGGCGGGUCAAACAUUGAACCAAGUGUGCGCAGCUGUUUAGGUGAGCGUGAAGACUUAGAAGCCGCGCAUUUCUUAGCUUGGCUAAAACAAGAACCACAAUCCCUAGUAUGGUUACCAGUUCUACACCGGAUCGCCGCUGCCGAAAACUCGAAACACCAAGCGAAAUGCAACUGUUGCAAACAGUACCCGAUUAUCGGUCUCAGAUACAGAUGCCUAAAAUGCUUCAACUUCGACAUGUGCCAGAACUGUUUCUUCUCCGGCAAACUGACCAAAGGUCACAAACUCACCCAUCCGAUGCACGAAUACUGCGCCACAACAACUUCGAUCGAAGACGUGCGAGACUUCACCAAAGCCCUUAAAAACAAAUUCAAGAGCAAACGGUACUUCAUGAAACAUCCGCGGGUCGGAUAUCUUCCCGUCCGUUCGGUUUUAGAAGGGGAUGAGUUGGAAAGUCCGGUGGCUUCGCCUCAGCACAACGACAUGCACUCGCGGUUGGAGAUUUACGCUUCGAGGUUGGCCGAGGUGGAGUUGAGAGCCGCCUCGCCGGACGACGAACAUCGAUUGAUCGGGGAUUAUUGUCACUCGUUAGAUGCGCCAGCGAGUCCUGGACAAUUGAUGAUGGUUAUUGAUGAGGAGCAGCGGGUGGAGCUGCAGGAGAUGAUUAGAGAGUUGGAGGUGGAGAACCAGGCGUUGAGGGCGGAAUAUGAACAACUACAGCGUGGGUCCGCACCCCAACACCCGCCGCAGCAACCGCACCACGACGUUUUGGCUGAAGCGCGCCUCCUCAGGCAGCACAAGGGUCGUUUAGAAGCGCGCAUGCAAAUCCUGGAAGACCACAACAGGCAACUGGAGGCACAACUGCAACGGCUACGGCAGCUGUUGGAUGAACCGCCACCUACCGCCACAUUACAAACCAGGAACGUAACGGCUUCGCAGCUGAAUCAGGACAAUCCGGGACGGGGAGCGAACCAACCGCCACCACCACACGAGAGGGUUUGAAGAGGGUAAGUGGAGGUUUGACGGUUUUUUUUUGGGAAGGUUUUUGAUCCUGGAGUUUUCCUUGGUUGUAGGGAGGGAUUCGCUGGGGUCGUGGGGAAAUGAAGUGUUCAAAAUUUGAUUUUAUGAUCGAUUAAUUAGUUGAUUAUUUUAAAAAAGAAAACUAAAGUAUUUUUCUAUAUUAGAUUUGAUUUUAUUCACUUUAUAAACGUAAAACGUAUUUUCCGUUUCAAUCAUUGAGUAUGUGAGAUAGUAUUUUCUAAAUUUAAUUUCCACCUAAAAACUGACGUAAUACCAAAUAAAAGAAAACUGCGAAUUCAUCGCAACCAAAUAGGUUUUAUCUAUAAAAAUUUAAUAGAAUCAAAUUUUGGAUACCUUCACUUUGCCUCAGUGUUGAUGAUCCGAUUAUAUGCUCCCAAACAGCACAAAGACAUCUAUCUAUACGUCGUCCUAACGUGAUAUAAAAUACAUUCUAUGAAAGUCUUUUAAUGAUAGAAUGUCAUCUUGAGAAGCGUCUUUCAGCCCAGAAACCAAUGUUUAAACAACGGUUCCGUAUUUUAUAGUUGCUAACUUGCUAAAAUGUUUGGUAUUGAUAUGCCCUGAAUAGACCAAAAAUGUUUUAAUAAUCUGAAUAUUAUUAUCAUCCAACUUUUACGAAAAAGAUUUUUUUUAUGACUGAAACGUCUUAAAGUACCUUAAACUUAAAUCAAACUUGGUUGAAAUAGUUUUUUUAAUCUUUGGGAAAUUUGUACGUAUUGUCCGAAAUAAUUUGAAUAUUCUUAACCCAGAUACCCCUGAAACUCUUAACGUUUGUUUUUUGUUAUAUACUUUUGUAAAUCUACUUAUUGGGUUAAAAUAAACAUAUUUUUCUAGUAAAAUUUUUUAGUUCCGCUUUUGGGUUUUUCUGUAAAAGCCGUCGGUUUAAACAUACGGUAGCAAUAUAAGGUACUAAAACUCAAUUAUUCUUAUAAACUUAUAAAACUUUAUUUAGAAACGAGAUUUUUUUUAACCAACAAUAAUAGAUUAGUUUUUAGUAUGGUAACUUAAAAAACACAUUUUUGGAUGAAGUGCAACAUCACACUUCUGGCAUCUGAAUGCUGCUUGUUUUUGGCAAAAUGCGCAGCGGGUUUGCUUUUCCUGAUAAUUCACAAGAUGAUCCAUCCGAUCAUAUCUGGACUCAUAAUGCAGGUAUUUGCCUGGUUUAGAUGGCCCCCGUUUUGUUUCUUUCUUAUAUGUUUCUAAUAAUUCCGCAGCAAUACACCUCCUAAACUGCAAAUGGUCCCGCCAGAAUGUUUAUGAAGUUGCCAUGCGUUUUGUUCUGCCAUAUCCAAAGCAUGUGAAAACAAGCAAAAAUACCACUUCGUUCCUCUGAUUCCUACGCGGUAAAGGCUUAUAUUUUGGUCAGCCCUAUCAACACCGCCCAUGUUUUCGUUGUAUUUUUUGAUCAAACAUGGCUGCUCAACAUGUAUCAUUUUCUUUUCUUUCUGAGAGAAGCGUUUGACUUGCUGUGUCGGAAAAGGAGAUGUUACAUUUGAGGUGAUUGUAACAACACUAUUGUCAUUCCAUUUACAUACAAUAUUAUUUUGGUUCUCCUCUAAAAGAUAAUCAAAACUACCACGGGAUUUUUUUUUGAAAAUAGUGGAUUUUUCAAGAGGGCAAUCUGAUAGUCUGUUUUCUCGCAGAGUUUCUGUACAUUUGAGCCCCCUGGAGGUCAGCUCAGCCAACAGACGUAAUAUCGUAAAAAAAUUGUCACAAAAGAUAUGGAAAGGAGCUUUUUCACAUUGAGACUGAAUAAUAUCAGCAAACUGAAGUACAACACUAGCCCCUAAGCUAAGAGGACGAUAUUUUUCAGAAAUAAUAGUUGUGGACCCUUGAUACGGCUCAAACCAUUCAAUGUACCCCUUUUUAGUUGUUCCCACCCAUACCUUAUAACCCCAACGAAUGGGCUUUUCUUGGAUGAACUGUUGGAUGGAUGAAUGGAUCAACCAUGACCGCCGUAAUAGGGUACCAUCGACUCGUCCACGCUAUGGCACUCUUUAAGGGGUGCAAAUGACUGAAAUUUCUCAUUCAGAGUAGAAAACAAAGGCCUCAGUUUCGAAAACUUAUCGGUAUUUUCAAGGUUGUUGUUAUCAUUCAGGUGCAAAUUCUGCAUUAUAAAACUCAAGCGAUCUCGAGAAAUCGCCGAAUAGACUAACUUAUUUCCUGCGUCACUGUUAUUUUCCCAAUACAUUGACCGUCGAGGAAAUGAGUUGUAUCCAGAGAGCAGUAAAGUAAAACACCAACGAAACAUUUUAUUUCACUGGAAUGUAUAUCAUCUUGGCGAUUAUGCUGAAUAGCAUACAAAUUGGAAUAUUUUACAACCAAGUCAAUAAUUUCGUCAUCUAUAAACUGAAAAAAUAGUUCUAAAGGAGAUAAAGAAUUUUUUGGACCACUUGCGUUUACCUAUUCUGGAAAAUCUUGGUUGAUGUCACCUUUUUUCCAAGAGUAAUUUGGUUUUGAGGUCGAUAAUUUUGGUCGUUUUUUCGUAAGAAAGGUAGACAAAGAUAGGUCAUCAUCGCUAUCAAAAUCACUCUCAACUGUAGUUUGGUUAGAUCCCUUGUUUUCAAAUAUUACCACAACUUCAGUCAUCAGCUGACUUCCAGGGAGGUUGUUUAUAUCCACUUCAUUUUCGUCGCCGGAAUCUUCAUCAGUGUUAUAUUCAUUUGCAUUAACUGGCGGUAGAACGGCAAUAGCAUCAGGAAUCAACUCAUCGUCAUCAAGGUUUUCAAUUUCUGCCAUGACUUCAUGAAGUUUUAAGGCCCGCUUCCAAUAACUGCAAAUAUAAGGAAAAAAAUCGAAUAAUACCGGAUUUUCCUACUGUCCGUUAAAACGGACAUCGGUAUUUGAGGUUAUAUUUUUGCCGGUGAGAUGAAAAUUUUUAACUUAUUUGUUCACAAGUAUAAAGAUUGAUAUUUUCCAAAAUUACUUAUUCACAAGAUGGAAAAAUAAUAUGAAUAGUUUAUCAGUAUAUUUACCUAUAAUUAUCCAUUGUUUACAAGACACUAAGCACCUGUUAUUCCAAACACUUUCUCGCAUACAGAACUCUCCCUUUAAGAGGUUAGAAAACAAAAUUUUGCUAAAACACGCGUUUCUAACAACAAAUAACCCAACGCCAUCUAACGCGGAGUGACAGAGUUUCAAAUCUGCAGCGAACUAUUAGGUGAUUGUUAUAACGGACGGUAGGGGUAUCUGGGUUAAAAUGCUUUUAGUCCUAAAGGCAUAAGAACUUAAAUGUAUGUCAAAAACUUUAUUAGUUAGAACAUCAAGAUUUUUAUUCAUUUACGGACAUUGUUGGGCAUAACUUCGGAGUUCCUCAGGGUGGGCGUAAGGAUAAAAAUGUGAUUCUGGGUUAAUCAUUUCGACAGUUAAAGGUAGUUUUGCUUGAGGCAUUUUUUUAAUUAUUUUUUUUAACAAAUUAUCACCAUUCCUAAGUAUAUUUUACGUAAAUUUUGCUCUUUUCGGCAAAAAAGCAUUUCUUACUGAAUAAUUUUUUAAGGACAUCUUUAGAUACUAGCAAGUCAUCUAUAAGAGCAAAUAAUAAUAUUAUCUGUUAAUUAAUCAUUUUUAAAUUCAAUAUUUGUUUUUUUUCUCAUUAAUACAAGACUGUCUGUUUGAAGUCGUUUUCUAGCCAUUAUUUCGAUUUAUAUUUAAUUCUUUUUCAAGGUUCUACAAUUGAUAAAAGUAAAUGGCGUUUAAACACCAUAAAUAAAGAAGCAAAUAGUUUUUUUCAGCAAUUGACCAAUUUACAAUUUUUGGUCACCAAUUUGCAAGAAUAAUUAAUAUUUUUUAAAAUUAUAUUUCAUCUUUUUCGGGUAUUAUUUUCUUUCAGGCAUUAGAACUAAUUUUUCAUUUUAUUCCAGACUUUUAAAUUCAUUUUUAGGUUCUUCCAGACGCUUACCUAUUAGCUAUAGGCAUUUUUUGUAUUAUUUUCAAACUUCCAAGUACCUAAAAUAACUUUUACCUUUGUUUUCAAAUAACUUCACUGUAGGCAUUUGAUGUCUUUUCUAUGUUGUUCUUUCAGGGGUGUUAAAUCACUUAUAAUUCAUUUUAUUCCAAAAACUCGAAUAUAUUUAAUUUCUUAAAUAUCUUCCACGCAUUCUAAGUUAUCUUUUGUCUUUCAGGCAUUUUUAGAAAUUUCUCAUGUUCCAGUAAUUUUUUAUGAUAUUAACCGAUCUGCCUACAUCGUAUUGGAAUAAAGCCUUAAUGAAACCUUAAUAGGACUAGACAACAUACCUAUACUAAAAAAAACAAUGGAUUUUAAACACAGAACAUUGAAACCACAAAAAUGAGUUUUAUGUUUAGUUUUAUUUGAUGUUGAUAAUGCAAUUAGUGGAUACCUAAGCAUACAAAAUUGCCUUGGGCUUUUAGUUGUAAUUUACGAUUCGUAGUUGAGUCUAUAACACAACUUUCUAUUCCUCUUAAGUUCAUUUAUAUUAACGAUCCGUAAUUUAAUUUGUUAUGUGUGUUUGGAUACCUUGGUUGACCAUAUGGUAAAUAUAUUGUAUGCUGGUUUAUGUAAAGUGAUGAGUUAAAUGUUGAAACAUCUCUCGUUGUGUCUCGUAUUAGGGCUACUUUAAAGAAUAUAAAUCAUGAGAAGUACGUAGAAGCUGAAGAACUUUAUCUAGAAUAACUUACUUUUAAAGGAUGCCAAACAAACGCUGAUGAAUAUGUGUAUAACUAAAAGGUUAAGAAAAAUCCAUUAUGAAACUUUAGGGCCUGAAUCGCAAGUUUACUGUAUAGGAAUUGUGGGCCUAAGAGUUAUUUCUUAUCGAUCGAACUAAGGAGCUAGAGUCUUUGAGAAGCUCUUUGAAAAUUCCUAAAAAUGCCAUUUUGACAGUUUUUUGGACCACAAUUGAAUAUCAAAAAUAUCAUAUCUAUGAAACUGUGAUAACCUAACGUGCUGGAUGUGGUCUCAUUUAGGAAUAUAAAGCAAUUUUACGUUUUUACUACAAUUUCUAGAUCAGUUUUUUUACUUUAAUAUUGAGAAAUUUCUGAGAUUGGAUUUUAGGGUAAAAACGUAAAUCUGGGUUAAUUAUUUUGACAGUUAGAGGCAAUUUUGUUAACAAAGGUCCAAGCUUCAUGAAAUCUUAAGUACAUACUGCAACAUAUUUAAUUGUUAUUGGGGAUAUUAAGAUAUUAGAAAACUGUUGAAAAUAUGUCUUUUUUUACAUCAAAAAUUCCGGAGGAUGGCUUUGAGGGUAAAAACGUUAAUAAUUGGAGGUGUUUUCUCGCUUAUUUAAACGAAGCGAAUAAAACUUCCACUGGAUGGCGAAAUAUUUCAGAGCAUUCUGGUUAACCUAUAUGUAAUGUAUUGUGUUAUUAGGAGUGUUGUACUGACAUUAUCUGAUUGUACUUUUAAACGUUUAAGAAAUUCCUGUACGCUACACGUAGAUGUUUUAAAGAAGUGGUUUAGACGUUUCUUAUACAUAUAAUAAUAAUAAUAAUAGUUUUAUUAACAGUUUCCCAAUUUCGGUUACAAAUUUUUGUACAUAUAAAAAAAAUAAAAGAGUAUAAACAGAAAAUAAAAUAUUUAAACUAGAGUACUAUGAAAAAGGCAUUUGACAAAGUGAGUUAUGAAAUAUUUUAAGAGAUGUACAAAAAAGUCAAUAUCUUUACGUUGGUUAUUGGCUAGUUUUAUUGUGGAUAUACACCGGACGUCUUCAAGAAGUCUUGUGCUCUUUGGGAGCUAUAGCGCCACAGUAUUAUUGUCAGACUUAAUUCUGCCAAAAUCAGGGAAUUACAUAUACAAUAUAUCAAUAAUAAAAAAUAAGCAAUUUCUACUUUUGCUUUUGUAGACAAAUUUUGGCCACAAUAACUUGUUUUUUUAUUAUGUACCCGUACUAGGCGAACAUAUCAGUUUAUACCUGGCGAGACAGUAUCCUGAGCUUUUUAUAUAGGUAAUAAAUAAUUACGUACAAAUUAGGGCGUGUUUUUAACCAAGGGCCACGUGACCGUCCAAACGGAACGCACAAAAUGUAUUUUCUUGAAUUGUCACGUGGUUCAGUUUGUCUGUAACCGUGGGUACGUUCUGAUGACCUCAGCAGCUGCGCAGCUUCACUAAACAAAACGCAGUGUUAUCAUUUUAAAUUAAUUCCGCUGAUAUACAAAUUGUGAGGUUAGUUUUUUGUCUUGUUUAUUUAUUCGCUUCUGAUUAUCGUAAUAACAAAUCUAAUAAUGCUAAACAAAUACUAACCUCAUAAUUUGCUUAUCGGGCGGUUGAAGGUUAGUGCUGCACAUUGCAAAUUUUGACAAGGAGCCUUGUAACCAACACAUUAACCACGGUAAUAUCAAUAUUGCUAGAAUUUAUUCUGAAAAUCCUGGAUUUUAUGUUCCACUUGUUUGCCAACAGCGCGGUACUAUAUGCUGCCUAAAAGCAAUUUUUUGACAGCUGCUGACCCCUGGUGAACGUACCCGAUAACUAAACCAUAUCAUUUUUGACAUUUCAUUUAGUGGUAGACGUAGAAUUGUUUUUUUAUGAAAUUUUGGCCUUGAACUGUGCUUGACGAAAUUAGAAAUAAGCGUUUUAUUGAACAAUAAAAGUGAUUAAGUUGA